AUGGCCCAACUCCGACUACCCUCGAUUCCGUAUCCUCCAGCGAAAGAGUUUGGCUACUGGAGCCCCAUCACUUCCACGCUCACUUGGUGCGAGGAGAAGUACUACGCAACGACAUAUAUCGCCGAAAUUGUCAACUCGGUGACCAACUUGUUGGUCAUAUGGCUGGCCUUGGUCGGGGUUCACAACUGCCUUCGCCAUGGCCACGAUCGAAUCUUCUUGAUCACGUUUCUAGGGUUCUUGAUAGUUGGAUCGGGUAGCUUCGCCUUCCACUCGACGCUGAAAUACCCCAUGCAACUCGUGGACGAGCUGUCGAUGAUCUAUACCACCUGUUUGAUGACAUGGGCGACCUUUGAGCACAAGCGCCCAGUCUUCGUCAAGACGAUCCUGGCCGUACUUGUCGCCGGGCUUGCGCUUUUCAUCACGCUGUACUAUCACUAUUUGCAGGACCCAACGUUCCACCAGACAGCCUAUGCAAUCCUCACGGCCGUCGUCCUGAUCCGAUCGAUGUACAUCAUGGAAAUGAACAUUCGCCCAUACUUUCGCAAGCGACGGCAAGAGCAUGAGAGGGUCCAGGCGAGCAAAACGAUAUCCGAAGACGAGAAGCUGGAAGAGCGCAGACAAGAUGAUAGAGAUCGAUGGAUCCUGAAGCAAAUGUGGACAAUGGUUGCAUUCGGGUUGACCAUUUUCCUUGGUGGUUUCGCCAUCUGGAACCUGGACAACCUCUAUUGCCAAAGGAUUCGGAUCUGGAGGCGCGAACUCGGUCUUCCGUGGGGUAUACUCUUGGAAGGGCAUGGAUGGUGGCAUCUCAUGACUGGCCUCGGAGCCUACUUUUACAUCGUUUGGGGCGUGUGGCUCCGGCACUGUCUCAACGGCAAGACCGACCAGUACCAGCUGUCGUGGCCUAGCACGUUCACAUCGAUACCGCGUAUCGUGCGCGAUGAGACGAGGCACAAUGGAAUUCUUAAGAAGAAGAGCUGA
Molecule: messenger RNA, 978 nt
Organism: Zasmidium cellare ATCC 36951
Lineage: Eukaryota; Fungi; Ascomycota; Dothideomycetes; Mycosphaerellales; Mycosphaerellaceae
Exons: 3
Coding region: 1-978 (325 amino acids)
Biological process (GO): ceramide catabolic process; ceramide biosynthetic process
Cellular component (GO): endoplasmic reticulum membrane
Source: RefSeq, a predicted model, not a curated record